AUGACCACAGACUUCGCCUCUCUCGGGGUCAAACCAUGGCUUGUCACAUCUCUCGGGGCCAUGGCGAUAAAGCGCCCGACGCCCAUUCAAGCAGCUUGUAUUCCUGAAAUCCUCAAAGGGAAAAAUUGUAUUGGUGGAUCGCGUACAGGUUCCGGAAAAACAGUAGCCUUUGCAGUUCCAAUCCUUCAAAUGUGGGCUCAAGACCCGUUCGGUGUCUUUGCGCUCAUCCUCACGCCUACGAGAGAACUAGCGCUCCAACUAGCCGAACAAUUCACCGCCCUCGGUUCCCCCCAAAACCUCAAACUCAGUCUCAUAAUCGGCGGCGUCGACAUGCGCACCCAAGCAAUCUCCCUCUCUCAAAAGCCACACGUCGUAAUCGCCACCCCUGGCCGACUAGCAGACCACAUCCGAUCUUCGGGCGCCGACACAAUCGCCGGUUUACGUCGCGUAAGAGUCGUGGUGAUGGACGAAGCAGAUCGAUUACUCGAUGAAGGAUUCGCAGAGGAACUGGUAGAAUGUUUAAGCGUCGUUCCCGACCAAUUUGGGGACAAAACCAAGGGAAUACCCGCUAGACAGACUUUAUUGUUUACAGCUACUGUAACGGAAAGUGUUAGAGCUUUGAAGGAAGGUGAAGGUCGUGCUAGGGAGAAAGGUGGGAGGGAGGUAUUCAUCAGUGAGAUCGAUACUGAUUCUCUCGCCGUGCCACCAACAUUACACCAAACCUAUAUAUUUAAACCGUCGACAGUUCAUCUGGCUUUCUUGCAUACUUUACUUUCCACACCGGGGAAUAUCAAAAAAUCGACGAUAAUAUUUACGAAUAAAAAGACUACGGCGCAGUUACUUUCUCAUACGUUAAAGCCGUUGGGGCACAGAGUUACGCCAUUGCAUUCUGACUUAUCGCAACGAGAACGGACGGAUUCGUUGGGGAGAUUUAGAGCUGGUGCUGCGAGGAUACUUAUUGCUACGGAUGUGGCGGGUAGAGGUCUUGAUAUUCCUGAAGUGGAGUUGGUGAUAAAUUUUGAUGUUCCAAGGGAUCCGGAUGAUUAUAUUCAUAGGAUCGGAAGAACAGCUAGAGCUGGGAAGAAAGGUGAAAGUUUGACAUUUGUGGAUGAGAAGGAUGUGCUAUUGAUUAAGGCUAUUGAAGAAAGGGUUGGGAGGGAGAUGGUGGAGUAUAAGGAGGAGGAAGGUGUUAGUUUGGAAGGGAGAGUGGUAAGGGAGGAGUUGAAGAAGGUCAGUGAGGCGAAGAGGGUGGCGAUGUUGAAUAUUGAAGAAGGCAGAGAUGAGAAGGGAAGGAAGAAAGGAGGGAAGAGACGACUGGAGACUGGCGAGGAGGGCAGGGGGAAGAGGGUGCGGUAG
This is a messenger RNA of Orbilia oligospora ATCC 24927, 1356 nucleotides long. RefSeq lists its product as uncharacterized. The coding region runs from base 1 to 1356 and encodes 451 amino acids. The transcript has 3 exons. NCBI's taxonomy places the organism in Eukaryota, Fungi, Ascomycota, Orbiliomycetes, Orbiliales, Orbiliaceae. Gene Ontology annotation, molecular function: nucleic acid binding; RNA helicase activity; ATP binding. The record is from RefSeq and is a predicted model, not a curated record.